This is a messenger RNA of Acaromyces ingoldii, 1329 nucleotides long. RefSeq names its product SYF2-domain-containing protein. The transcript has 5 exons. Lineage: Eukaryota; Fungi; Basidiomycota; Exobasidiomycetes; Exobasidiales; Cryptobasidiaceae. Gene Ontology annotation, cellular component: Prp19 complex; catalytic step 2 spliceosome; post-mRNA release spliceosomal complex. The coding region runs from base 84 to 1166 and encodes 360 amino acids. The record is from RefSeq and is a predicted model, not a curated record.
ACCAACAAAUUUAGGCCCGGUAUCCUUCGCCUUCCCUCGCCCUUGAGCAUCCGACUUACCUCUCGUGCCCAGAGAUACGCAGGAUGCCGCCUCGACGGACGAGAGCAGCAAAGGCCGCACAGGAGGAAGCAAAGGCCGAUGAGAGCAGUCGAGCAGUGCGGCGGACCGGCAAGGAGCGAGAGCGAGAGCAGGAGCAGGAGCAGGAGCAGGAGCAAGCUCUCGGGCAGGCCGAAGAUGAGCGAGACGGCCAGAGGCCUGAUGCCACGGCCGUGGAAUCGGUAGAGAAGGCAGCCUCGAAUGGAUCGACGGGGGCGAGCGCAAAGGGCAAGGGCAAGGGCAAGGGGAAAGCAGCUCCAGAGGAGGAGGGAGGAGCGGACGUCAUAGAGGAAGAUGGGUCUUCAAAAUCUGAGCAGGCAAACGCGCUCACGAUGGAGGAACGGAUGGAGAAGAUGAAGCAGCUGCGAAAGAAGAUGGCUGAGUCUUCUAUUGCGAAUCGCAAGGCCGUGGCGACAGAGGCGAACAAGGCGAAGAAGAGCGCAAAACAAGAGGCCGCGAUUGCGCGCAAGAUGGCCAAGGCGGAAAAGGUUCUCGACGAACGAGAUGCCAAAGAACGUGGAGAGGACGUGGAGAGACAGAGGGCGAUGGGCUACUCGAUCGAGGAGAACGAGGCGUGGGAGGCCAAGCUGGCCAAGAAGGCCAUCACCAAGGACCAAGGGGCAAUUGAUCCACAGUCAGCAGCUGAGCGUACCUAUAGACGGCAGAUCAACCAGCUCAAACCGGACUUGACGACUUACGACAAGCAGAGGGCCUCUGCUCUGGGUGCAUCGCCGCUCCAGAGCGGCAGCAGCAGCUCGGCCAUGACGCAUACAACCACUGGACCAUCCAAGGGUCAAGUGGUGAAGAAGGAUGACCUUUACGGUGGCAUAAACAACCUCGCGUAUGGAGACCACAAGCCCGAUGACGCAGCGCUGGACCGCGUCACUCAGCAUCUCAACCAAGAGUCUGACUUCCGGAGUAAACGCAGUCGUUACCGUCCAGACGAUGCCGAUGCCGAGGUCAACUAUAUCAAUGACAAGAACAAGCACUUCAACAAGAAGAUCAAGCGCUUCUACGACAGCUACACUCAGGAGAUUCGCGAAAAUUUCGAGCGAGGCACCGCGCUGUAAUGUAUGUCAUGAUAGGCUUGCCGUGAAGACCGUGCCGUGAACGCCACAAACGUGGGAAGCCGCGCGUGGCCCUGCCGACUCUACUUUCCUCGGGAUCUGUUUGCCCCUUCCGAAGGAAUUCUUCUUUUUUAGAAACAAGCAAUCCUAGCCCAGUUUUAGUUUU